This is a messenger RNA of Trachemys scripta elegans, 900 nucleotides long. RefSeq names its product olfactory receptor 14A16-like. Gene Ontology annotation, cellular component: membrane. Lineage: Eukaryota; Metazoa; Chordata; Testudines; Emydidae. Gene Ontology annotation, biological process: G protein-coupled receptor signaling pathway. The transcript has a single exon. The record is from RefSeq and is a predicted model, not a curated record. Gene Ontology annotation, molecular function: olfactory receptor activity; G protein-coupled receptor activity. Bases 1 to 900 code for a protein of 299 amino acids.
AUGUCCAACCGAACCACCAUGACCGAGUUCCUUCUUCUAGGAUUCUCUGAUGUUCGGGAGCUGCAGAUUUUGCAUUUUGUGGGGUUUCUAGUGAUGUACUUGGCAGCCCUGGUGGGGAAUCUUCUUAUCUUCAUAGCCAUCGCUUUCGACCACCACCUUCACACCCCCAUGUACUUCUUCCUGAUGAAUCUGUCCAUCCUAGACCUUGGCUCCAUCUCUGUCACCGUCCCCAAAUCCAUAGCCAACUCCCUCAUGAACACCAGGUCCAUUUCCUAUGCUGGAUGUGUUGCCCAAGUGUUUUUCCUUGUCUCCUUCGUGACAGCUGAUUUUUCCCUUCUCAUUGUCAUGGCGUACGACCGAUAUGUUGCCAUCUGCCAACCACUGCACUAUGACACAAUGAUGAACAACAGAGCUUGUGUCCAAAUGGCAACUGGUGCCUGGAUCAGUGGGAUUCUCUACUCUGUGCUGCACACCUUCUGUCGAGGCAACAUGGUGGAUCAGUUCUUCUGUGAAAUCCCCCAGCUGCUGAAGCUCACCUGCUCUGACUCAUAUCUGAGUGAAGUUGGGGUUCUUGCCUUUAGUGUGUGUUUAGUCUUAGGCUGCUUUGUUUUUAUGAUCGUGUCAUAUGUUCAGAUCUUCAAAUCUGUGCUCAGAAUCCCCUCUGAGCAGGGACGACAUAAAGCCUUCUCCACCUGCCUUCCUCACCUCAUUGUGGUCUCCUUGUUUGUUUGCACUUGCAUCUUUGCCUAUAUGAAACCCACCUCUAGCUCCACAUCUGCUCUGGAUCUUGUGGCGGCUGUUCUUUAUUCCGUAUUGCCACCAAUCGUAAAUCCAAUUAUCUACAGCAUGAGGAACAAAGAGAUCAAAGCUGCCCUGAGGAGACUGACUGGGUGUAGGUAA